This is a messenger RNA of Ectocarpus siliculosus, 1218 nucleotides long. NCBI's taxonomy places the organism in Eukaryota, Phaeophyceae, Ectocarpales, Ectocarpaceae. The record is from the annotation of a GenBank genome assembly.
AUGUUGACUUCUUGUGCCGACUUUUCUACUGUUGCACUGUAUUUUCCUCAUGGGUAUCUGUGUCAAGGUCGCUUCACCGCCUUGCCGUGGUUCACGGUGAAAUUGACGAGGAGAACAACCUAUUUUUCUUCGCCCUACAGGCAAGAUGCGUUCACGUACUUACGGAGGGCGCAAACGGAAGCACCUGGAGUUCGCAUAGAGGACGGGAGACCGUUUCCUCUUUUUGAAAGAGACGGGACCAACGUACGCGGCGCAGUGCUUGCUAGACCGAACGUCGGCGAGCAGCUCUCCAACCAGGCACAGGAGCUAGAGGAGGAGGAGGAGGAGGAGGAGGAGGAGGAGGAGGAGGAGGAGGAGGAGGAAGAAGACGAGGAAGAGGCCGGAUCAAGGGCGAUCGGGCUCAGCAACUUCAAGCGAAAAAGACAGAAACACCCCCAACUUGGAGGAGGCGCCGGUCCGGCGGUACCUACGGCUAGGCACGCAGGCCACCCGGACAACCAGGGCGGCUCCGCGGGCGGUGUUCACCCCGAGGCGACGAGACACCGGGGCGGUGGAGACGCUGCUGGCGCACUCUCGCUCCCAGACGCGACCGCCGCCCCUUCGGGGCUCGGCGACAACAUGGGUCGUCCCGUGCGCGAGGUGGACGGCAGAGACAUCCAGGCGAUCGCCGGCGCCUCUUCCCCAGCCAGCAACUCGGACCCGCUGAGGAACGCCCGCCUACUACCCCCUUCGCCGGCACCAUCACCGCCUCCCCCGGCACCGGCAGCCCUUCCCCCGGCACCGGCCGGCGAGCCCAACAUUUUGCAGCCCCCGGACCCAGCCCCGCAGCGGCAGGCGCCCUUCUCUCCUCCUGCCGCGCCGGAGGCCCGCUACUCUCUUUCCUGGGACGAUCUACUAGGCGCGGUGGACGACGACGACGAACCCCAUGCCCAGGCCGUGCCUUGGGCGGGUGUUAUCGGUGCCCCACUCAUGCCUGCGGGCCCUGCACCGUCACGGUUCGACUUGUCGGAGGUUGGACCCCUGAAUUUUGCAGAAUCACCGGUUGAAGGCUAUGGAGGUCACCAAGAAGGUGGGAAUGGAGGUGAAGAAGGAGUACCGGCUGAAGCCGCCGAGGGCGACAAUCAUGAGCAACAAGGCGGGAAUGACGGAGAGCUUCGGCGCAAGCUCUGGAUGGUUCGUGGGAAGAAGGAGAUCAAGCCCGCGAGCGUGAUAACAUAG